AUGGCAGCCUGCAGUCGAAGAGCUAGAAUUGAGUCCACCAGCACCUUGGAGAGCAACAAGGUUUCCGGGGGGGACUGUGGCUUAAUACCUCGCAUUUGUGAAGGGCUGUUCAACCGAAUCAAUGAGAAAAUGAGAUGGAACGAGGCCUCUUUCCGUACAGAGGUCAGUUACUUGGAAAUUUACAAUGAACGCGUCAGAGACCUAUUAAGGCGCAAAUCUUCGAAAACAAAUAACUUAAGAAUCCGUGAACAUCCGAAAGAAGGCCCUUAUGUCGAAGAUUUGUCGAAACACUUAGUCCAAAACUAUUGUGAUGUAGAAGAACUCAUGGAAGCAGGAAACAUAAAUCGGACAACAGCGGCCACCGGAAUGAACGAUGUUAGCAGUAGAUCCCACGCUAUUUUCACAAUCAACUUCACUCAGGCGAAGUUCGACGCUGAAAUGCCAUGUGAGACUGUUAGCAAAAUCCAUUUGGUCGACCUUGCUGGAAGCGAGAGAGCAGAUGCUACCGGCGCGACGGGCGUUAGAUUAAAAGAAGGGGGAAAUAUUAAUAAAUCUCUGGUGACGCUGGGAAAUGUAAUUUCUGCCUUAGCUGAUUUAUCUCAGGACGCUGCAAACUCUGUCGGAAAGAAGAAGCAAGUCUUCGUGCCUUACAGGGAUUCCGUUUUGACGUGGCUUUUGAAAGACAGCCUGGGAGGAAACUCGAAAACAAUAAUGAUUGCCACUAUUUCGCCUGCCGACGUCAAUUACGGGGAAACCCUCAGCACCCUCCGCUAUGCAAACCGGGCUAAAAACAUCAUCAACAAGCCGACCGUCAACGAAGAUUCAAACGUCAAGCUGAUCCGCGAGCUCCGAGCUGAAAUCGCCCGACUGAAAGCGCUGCUGGCUCAGGGGAAUCAGAUCGCACUUCUGGAUUCUCCGACCGCUUUAAGUAUGGAAGAGAAACUUCAGCAAAAUGAAGCAAGGGUGCAAGAGCUUACCAAAGAAUGGACCAAUAAAUGGAAUGAAACCCAAAAUAUUCUAAAAUAUGACUCGCAAGGGGAUUCCAAUCCUUAG
Molecule: messenger RNA, 1053 nt
Organism: Sphaerodactylus townsendi
Lineage: Eukaryota; Metazoa; Chordata; Lepidosauria; Squamata; Sphaerodactylidae
Product: kinesin-like protein KIF16B
Exons: 10
Coding region: 1-1053 (350 amino acids)
Biological process (GO): microtubule-based movement
Molecular function (GO): microtubule motor activity; microtubule binding; ATP binding
Source: RefSeq, a predicted model, not a curated record